GGCCUCGGGGACCGGAGACGUCCCGGCUCCACGUCCGGGUCCCCGUCCCGUGCGCGCAGCGGCGGGGAGGGCUGGCCGAGCUACGGCGGUGACCGGAGGGCCGGGAGGGGCCCUCAGGGGCGCGCGAUCGCGCGUGGACAGCGGGGCUCGUUCCCCCGGGGGCGUCGCUCCCCGCGCGCGGGCUGGGCCGGGCUCCGCGUCCCCGCGCGCCGGCAUGACCUCGGGGCCCCCUCCGGGCCGCGGGAGCGCGGCUGUGAGGCUGGGCGGCCGCCGAGGCCCGGGCCGUGUAACCUGACCCGGCGGCCGGCCAUUGCGCCCUCCCUGUCCGCCCGCGGCCGGGCGCCGCUCGCCGCCUCCCGCCUCCGCUCCCCCUGCAUCCCCGGCCCGCGCCGCCGCUCCCUCCCGGGGCUCCCGGCCCGCCGCGCUCCAACGCCCGCCUCUCGCCACUGCCUCCCGACGCCCGGCCGCGCGGCCGCCUGUGUCUCUUUCUCCCUCUCUCCUUUGAAAACUGAUCUUUGGCUCUUAGUGUGAAAGUGAUUUGAAUUUGGCUCGGCGGCGCUCUGCGCCUGCGCUCAGCCUCUGGCAUGCUGGCUCCUUCCAAGCAGCUGUUUUGGGUUUGAAAUUCCAACAUGGCAGAGGCUGCAGUCCGUCUUCCCUUCAAAAACUUGGAAUGAUUUCAAAUCAUAGGCACCUUCACUUAACCCUAGCUUCCAUUCAUCAGCAAACACAUCGGAUCGAUGCUACGCUAACCUAUCGGGAGCUCGCUCUGCGCGUCCAGGUUAAAUGAAUACCUGACGAAAGGGCCCACGUUUCAAGGCAGUGACAUUUGAUAGCUGAGAGGAAAAGUGGCUUUAAUGAAAAGCAACCUUUGGAAUUCCUGCUUGUGAGAAAUCCAAUUCAGCUUUUUGUGCUACCAGCAAGAAAUGAUCAGUAGCACCAGUGUUUAUGUGUGUUCACUUGCCUGGAAUUGGGAUUAUAGCAAAAAGACUGUGGGAAAGAGCAAGAGUCUGCAGACAAGCCCCAAAAGAAAAGGAAGUGACACCAGCCUCAUAAACAUGUUUAAGGCUUGAAGAUGCAGUGGACGCCGGAGCAUGCCCAGUGGCCAGAACAGCAUUUUGACAUCACCUCAACCACUCGGUCUCCCGCCCACAAAGUUGAAGCCUAUAGAGGUCAUUUGCAGCGCACCUACCAGUAUGCCUGGGCGAAUGAUGACAUAUCUGCUCUGACUGCAUCCAACCUUCUGAAAAAAUAUGCAGAGAAGUAUUCUGGCAUUUUGGAAGGUCCCGUAGACCGACCUGUACUCAGCAAUUAUUCAGACACACCAUCAGGACUCGUGAAUGGUCGGAAAAAUGAUAGCGAACCCUGGCAGCCUUCCUUGAAUUCAGAAGCCGUUUAUCCUAUGAACUGUGUCCCGGAUGUCAUCACUGCCAGCAAAGCUGGUGUCAGUUCAGCCCUCCCUCCAGUAGACGUCUCGGCAAGUAUAGGGAGCUCCCCUGGGGUGGCCAGCAACCUGACAGAGCCAAGUUACUCAAGUAGUACCUGUGGAAGCCACUCAGUACCUAGUCUUCAUGCGGGGCUCCCAUCUCAGGAAUAUGCUCCAGGAUACAACGGAUCAUAUUUGCAUUCUACCUACAGCAGCCAGCCCACACCGGCACUUCCUUCGCCUCAUCCGUCCCCGUUGCAUAGCUCUGGGCUCUUGCAGCCACCACCCCCUCCUCCUCCCCCACCAGCCCUGGUCCCAGGCUACAACGGGACUUCCAAUCUCUCCAGUUACAGCUAUCCCUCUGCUAGCUAUCCUCCUCAGACUGCCGUGGGGUCUGGGUACAGCCCUGGGGGAGCACCCCCUCCUCCUUCGGCAUACCUGCCUUCAGGAAUUCCUGCUCCCACCCCUCUGCCCCCGACUACUGUUCCUGGCUACACCUACCAAGGUCAUGGUUUGACACCCAUCGCACCCUCCGCUCUGACCAACAGUUCGGCAAGUUCUCUCAAAAGGAAAGCUUUCUAUAUGGCAGGGCAAGGAGACAUGGACUCCAGUUACGGAAAUUACAGCUAUGGCCAACAGAGAUCGACACAGAGUCCUAUGUACCGAAUGCCCGACAACAGCAUUUCAAACUCGAAUCGGGGGAAUGGCUUUGACAGAAAUGCUGAAACAUCAUCCUUAGCAUUUAAGCCAACAAAGCAGCUGAUGCCCUCUGAGCAGCAAAGGAAAUUCAGCAGCCAGUCCAGUAGGGCUCUGACCCCUCCUUCCUAUAGUACUGCUAAAAAUUCAUUGGGAUCAAGAUCCAGUGAAUCCUUUGGGAAGUAUACGUCGCCAGUCAUGAGUGAGCACGGGGACGACCAUCGGCAGCUCCUUGCUCAUCCAAUACAAGGUCCGGGACUCCGUGCAGCUACCUCAUCCAACCACUCUGUGGACGAGCAACUGAAGAACACUGACACGCACCUCAUUGACCUGGUCACCAAUGAGAUCAUCACCCAAGGACCUCCCGUGGACUGGAGCGACAUAGCCGGUCUUGACCUGGUGAAGGCCGUUAUUAAGGAGGAGGUUUUGUGGCCAGUGUUGAGGUCAGAUGCAUUCAGUGGGCUGACGGCCUUACCUAGGAGCAUCCUUCUCUUUGGACCUCGGGGUACAGGCAAAACACUAUUGGGCAGAUGCAUAGCUAGUCAGCUUGGGGCCACGUUUUUCAAAAUUGCCGGUUCCGGACUAGUUGCAAAGUGGUUAGGAGAAGCGGAGAAAAUUAUCCACGCCUCUUUUCUUGUGGCCAGGUGUCGCCAGCCCUCGGUGAUUUUUGUUAGUGACAUUGACAUGCUUCUCUCCUCUCAAGUGAGCGAGGAACACAGUCCAGUCAGUCGGAUGAGAACCGAAUUUCUGAUGCAGCUGGACACUGUACUAACUUCGGCUGAGGACCAAAUCGUAGUCAUUUGUGCCACCAGUAAACCAGAAGAAAUAGAUGAAUCUCUUCGGAGGUACUUCAUGAAAAGACUUUUAAUCCCACUUCCUGACAGCACAGCGAGGCACCAGAUAAUAGUACAGCUGCUCACACAGCACAAUUACUGUCUCAAUGACAAGGAGUUUGCACUGCUUGUCCAGCGCACAGAAGGCUUUUCUGGACUAGACGUGGCUCAUUUGUGUCAGGAAGCAGCAGUGGGGCCUCUCCAUGCUAUGCCAGCUACAGACCUUUCAGCCAUUAUGCCCAGCCAGUUAAGGCCCGUUACAUAUCAAGACUUUGAAAAUGCUUUCUGCAAGAUUCAGCCUAGCAUAUCUCAAAAAGAGCUUGAUAUGUAUGUUGAAUGGAACAAAAUGUUUGGUUGCAGUCAGUGAUAACAUCUUUAAAAAAAAAUGUAAUGAAUGUUGGCACACACAUAAAACCUGCUACAUAGGGAAUAGAGCCCCUUUCCAGUAGUGUUUCAAUUGCUAAGGGUACUGGGGAAGACAACGAUUAUGUUGCAUCUUUAGAGUCAGGGUAGCUUUGGAGGAAGCAGGCAUCAGAUGAGAGCCUCUGAUUUGGAAGCCCCAGCUGACAGAAAGCAUAUACAUGUGGAUGCUCAGAUCGGUUCACGCUUAGACGACACUCACCGAGAAGCAAGGUGCAAGUGUGUUGAUUUCAGAAGGACAUGAACCUCGUGUGUUGAUUCCAUUCUGCUGUUCUCGAGAUUUAGUUGCUGUCAAGUGCCUGGAGUGGUGCUUUAUUUUUUUGUUUGUUUGUUUGUUUGUUUGCCUCACAAUUACAUUGGUGGCAUGUGCUAAUAUAAAGAGCUUUAACUUCAAACACUAUUGGACUAAAGAGAUGAACGGUUGUGUUACAACAGAAAACCAGAUUUUUUUGCCAUUUUAAGAGCAACAGUAUUCCUCAAUCCUGUCUGUUCUGCAGUGUUAGCUAAGAACAGGUAAAACAGGGUAACGGUAAUCUGGACCUUAAUUUCUGCAGUUCAUUUCUUUUAAUGUUCUUGUCUGCAAAAACUCAGGAAAGUGAUUGUGAUUUGUACAGUACCUCAAAGGAAUGUGUUAAAAGCACUAUGUACUGCUGAGAGUAAUAGGGUAGGCUUCAAUGUUACUUUAUAUUAAAAUGUAUGUUUACCUCAACAAUUGGAGAAGAGUAAGGAAAAUUCCUUUGAAUGUAUCCAGAAAAGAAAAGAAAAAUACUGAAGUGUGAUACAACUGAAUAGUUACAGUUUAAAAGUAGAAGUGCAAGGAUUUUUUUUUAAAGUUCUCUUACUAAUUAUGGAGAAUUACUAACCAGAGCAGAACAAUUACUGAAGAGUUCUUAAUGCAUUGCUCUCCUUGAUGAUUAAGCAGAAAUGUUCAUAGAAGUUACACUGGUUAAUUGAAAAGCUGUGUCUUCAGUUUGUGUUGGUGUUUAGAGCAGUCAGCUGCAGACCUGUUUAAGAUCCUGAAAGUGACAGAACCCACAAACUAUAACUGCCUUCUACUGCCAUGGUGGAGGUGGUGGUGGUGAUGUUUUGGAAGCUCUCUCUGUUAAUCCACUAGGGAAAGCGUCUAUUCUCUUCACUCAGAGUUUCUAGGCUUGCAGAGCUGUUUCCCGAAAAGCAGAGGAUAGAACCAAAUCAAACAUGAAAAUUAAAAA
Molecule: messenger RNA, 4583 nt
Organism: Mastomys coucha (southern multimammate mouse)
Lineage: Eukaryota; Metazoa; Chordata; Mammalia; Rodentia; Muridae
Gene: Fign
Product: fidgetin, microtubule severing factor
Exons: 4
Coding region: 1073-3319 (748 amino acids)
Molecular function (GO): microtubule severing ATPase activity; ATP binding; ATP hydrolysis activity
Source: RefSeq, a predicted model, not a curated record